AUGAGAAUCCUCAGAUUCACCAGAACCCUCCUGAAGUCCGCCGUGACCAUCAGCGAGGAGAUCCGCCUGGCACUAGCUGAAAAAUCCAAACCGGUCGUCGCCUUGGAAUCCACAAUUAUCACCCAUGGCUUUCCUUACCCUGCCAAUCUCGAGAUGGCCAGAAAGGUCGAGGAAGCAGUCCGCCAUUCAGGUGCUGUUCCAGCCACGUGUGCUUUUAUCGAAGGAAAACCGCAUGUGGGGCUUUCAGACACCCACUUGGAGCAGAUGGCCACGCUGAAGGCCGUCAACAAGGUCUCCAGAAGAGACAUUGGCGUCACUAUGGCCAAGGGCCUCAAUGGCGGUACUACAAUCGCUGGAACGAUGAUCUUGUCACAUUUGGCGGGAAUCAAGGUUUUUGCCACGGGAGGACUAGGUGGCGUUCACAAGGACGGACACAUCACCAUGGACGUUAGCGCUGAUUUGACGGAAUUGGCCAGAACCCCAGUCAGUGUGGUGUGUUCAGGCCCCAAGCUGAUUCUCGACAUUGCACGGACCAUGGAGUACUUAGAGACGCAGGGCGUGUUUGUGGCGACACUCAAUGACGAUAAACGCAGCAGGGUCGAGAUUCCAGGCUUCUUUUGCAGAGACCUGGGUGUAUUAUCACCAUAUGAGGUUUCUUCAUGGAAAGAGGCAGCGUCCAUUGUGCACCAGGCCAACAACGUCAUGGGCCUUACUUCUUCGAGCUUGUUCUGUGUGCCUCCUCCAGCAGACGUAGCGCUUUCCAGCGACUUUAUCGAUAAGGUGAUUGAGGAGGCUACAGCCAAAGCAGCUGAACAAAGAAUUCUGGGAAAACACUUGACGCCGUUUUUGUUGAAGAGCGUCGCCGAGGCCCUGGAAGGCAAAUCCGUCCAGUGCAACAAGGACUUUGUCAUAAACAAUGCCAUCGCAGCCAGCCAUUUGGCCAAAGAGCUUCUCGAUCUCGAGAACGGUUCAACGAGCUUUGUCCCCUCGACCAGCAUCAAGCCAGUUAAUGAGGAAAGAGUGGAGAAGACUCCCUCAACGACUUCGAGGAGCUUUCCAGAUAAAGUGGAGACCCUCAUCAUCGGCCUGGUUGCUCAGGACACCAUCAGUGUUCUAGACAAAAAAGCGUCCAUGGGUGAUUCUAACCCCGGAAAGCUGCGUUCUUCAAUUGGCGGAGUGGGUUUCAACGUUUCUUUGGCACACAAAUACGCAUCGAACUCAACCUAUAGGUUUGUUUCCGUAGUAGGAGACGACUUUGCUGGAAAACUGCUUCUCAACGAAUUGGAGAAAACACACGGCGAUGUAAGCGGCAUCAAGGUGGAGCCUUCAUCCUUGACAGCACAGUACACUGCCAUGCUUGAUCCGCAGGGAGAGCUUCUUUUGGCUUGUGCCGAUAUGUCUAUUUUUGAAGAAACAGCGGUUCUGUCGUUUUUGAAAGAGCAGGUCUUAAGGGCCCAGCCGGAGACCAUAGUGGUUGACUGCAACCUCUCAUCGGAAGUUUUGAGUCUGUUGCUUGAAGUUGUCAAAAAGGACUUGGGAUACCAGCCUAAGCUUAUAGUUGAACCAACCUCAGGACCCAAACUGGGCCGAAUUGCACAGGUGAACACACGGAAUUUGGGCAUUUUCCCAAAAAACACUAUAUCCAUGAUCACGCCGACCGUUGCUGAACUCGAAAACAUCCAUUCGAACUUCAGCCGUCGGGAGUUGUUUGACGAUUACGAUGAAUGGUUUCCAGCACUCGACUCCCUCGGCAUCAACUCCCAGUUCAGAGAAAAACUAGCAGUCCAGGCCAACAAGCACGAUGUUCUCAAGCUUCUUAUGGAAAAAGGCGUGGUCCAGCAGUGUCUCCAGCUUGUGCCCUACAUCCCCAAUAUUGCCGUGAAGCUAGGCAAGAAGGGCGUGGUUUUGGUCAAAUUGAGCACCGAUGUGGAUAGCUACAAAUCGAUUCCUACUACUUCCCCACACGCUCCAGCUUUUAUUUACACAUCCCAAGGACAGGUGGUGGAGGAUCAGAGGGUCGGCGUGGUUAUAGAGUACUUCCCCAUUCCACCAGAAAACGAGAACCUCAAAGUGGUCAAUGUGACCGGCGCUGGAGACACCUUUCUUGGAGUUCUUUCGUCCUACAUUUCCAAAAACGACUGGCUCGGUUCCGAGGUAAAAAAUAUCGAACAGGAGUGGGCCAUGUGGGAGAGCUUCUACAAUGCUCAGGUAGCCAGUGGACUCAGCAUCCAGUCCCACGAGGCCAUCAGCCCGCAAAUCAAGCAGCUCCAGCAAAAAGAAAAUUGA
Molecule: messenger RNA, 2286 nt
Organism: Candidozyma pseudohaemuli
Lineage: Eukaryota; Fungi; Ascomycota; Pichiomycetes; Serinales; Metschnikowiaceae
Product: pseudouridine-5'-phosphate glycosidase family protein
Exons: 2
Coding region: 1-2286 (761 amino acids)
Molecular function (GO): pseudouridylate synthase activity
Source: RefSeq, a predicted model, not a curated record